ACUAGAAUAGAGUGAACUAGAAUGCAUGCCCCUGCUUCUUUUUCUUCUUUCAGUUCCCGCUUUAGCAUUACAGCGCCUCAUCGUCAUUAAAUUCAGCAAAGGCCCCUUAGCUUCAAUUCAAGAAAAGUCAUCUUUACGCUAAAGUGCGGGAAAAUAAGAAUCAUCUUUACGCAUACUGAUCGGAAUGGACUACCUUCUAGUGCAAAAUUAACGUAACCAGAAGUCUAGAAUUUGCUCUGAAGAUUUCGAUGUGAAAGAAUCUGCGAGAAUUAACAAACGAGAAUCUCUUUGUGAUAGCAAGUUUUGUGUGAUUGAAACGGUAAGAAGUGGAGGCUUGAUGAGAAUGAAUGGUAUAAAAGCUUCAUCGUUGCUAUCGAUUUCUUAGAAGAUUGCUCAUAUCGUACAACAUCAAAACCUUCCCUAGAACAUCUAUCUCGUCCGUCUCUCUUAUUCAACAUGGUACGCAAAGCAUUCUGUGUCCCAGCAUUGGUGACAAGCUUCAUCGCAAUCGUGCUGUUGGUCCUCACAACAGUUAGUGUUCCAACGACUUACCAUAAAUCAACUCCAUUUGAUGUCGUCCGUGCGAACAACUUAGGAGGUGCAGUUGAUUUAACCUCUGACAACCGUAGUGGAAUGAGCCGUCUUCGAUUUGGUUUGUGGGGUUAUUGCUCUCAACCUGUGAACAGUGAUCGUUUCAGUGAAUGCACAAACCCAUUGGAUCACAUGUACGUUGCUACCUUUGCAACACCCGGAGCAGCAAAUGAAAGUUCAUACAAAACAGCAAGUGUCAAACAAGGUUAUACAAGAGGUUUGGUAACAGCAGCAGUUGCAUUGGUAGCAUCUGUUAUCGCAUUUAUCCUAUCCUUCAUUCCAUCAUUGAUUGUCGAAUUGAUCGCUUCUUUCGUUUAUUUGAUCGCAACUUUGAUCACCCUUGCAGCUUUUAUCGUUCAAAUCGUUUUCUUCGUUUAUGUUCGUCAUGAAAUUCAUGACGUUGCUGAAAAUGCAAGCGUUUAUCCUGGUCCAGCAUUUUAUUUCACUCUUAUCUCAAUCCCACUCUUAUUCUUCUCCGCACUUACCGUUUGCUGUGGAUACCGUAAAGGACGCAAGGAUACCGUUACCGAUGAUACAAGCAGCAAGCAUGUCUUGAAGGCAUAAAUAUCUUGAUAAACUACCAUUCUUUUUAUACAAAAUUAGUCCAUCUAUAAUAUAAAUGAUGAAAUGAUACCAUUGAAUACA
Molecule: messenger RNA, 1236 nt
Organism: Meira miltonrushii
Lineage: Eukaryota; Fungi; Basidiomycota; Exobasidiomycetes; Exobasidiales; Brachybasidiaceae
Exons: 1
Coding region: 457-1155 (232 amino acids)
Cellular component (GO): cell division site; plasma membrane; growing cell tip
Source: RefSeq, a predicted model, not a curated record